AAAAAGUUUUAACAAUGGGUGCUGAAGAUGAUGAACUGUUCGUAUCUUCUGGAGACUGAAUAUAUUCCUACAAUGGAAGAAGCAAUUGCUGCUUUAGGUGAGCUCAGCAUAGGCCUUGUAAUUCUUGGUGGAAUUGUAACUACAGGCAUGUACUGCAUAUAUAUAGAAGAAUUAGUAUUUAUUUAUCGGCAUUGGCCUGUAAAAUUCUUCUUUUUAAAACUUGGUUGUCUCAGCAUAUUUCCUAUUGUUGGCUCCUGUUUCUUCCUAAAUCUUUUAAUCCCCCGUGCCACUAAUUAUACAACUACUACUGUUGUUUUAUGCUUACCAGCACCUCUAGUAUUGUUCUUCUGGGUUGUAAUUGGAUAUGCAUCAAAAGAAAGACAAUUAUUGGAGAGGUUAGAAGAUAAAUUAAUUCCAUUAAGAGGUCCUCCGCUGUGCUGGGUUUGUUGGUGCUGUCCAAAAGUAACAUUUUCAAAGCAAAGCUUCAAAGUAGUCAAGGCUUGUAUAUACCAAUUUUUUUUAACUCCGAUAAUUCUAUAUAUUGUUACAAUCAUCUGUACCAAGUUGGGAGUGUAUAAAGAAUUGAAGUUUGUGCCAGACAAUGCUGCCCCUUAUCUUGUGGCUCUGAACUUUAUAUCUUUUUUCAUGGGAGUUUAUGGGCUAUAUAUUUUCAUGAAAACAACUUCAAAACUCCUCUCAGGAUUUCACAUACAAGGCAAAUUUUACUCCCUGCAACUUCAGUUCAUUCUAGUUCGCUUCCACUUCUUUACAUUUGAUACUUUUGGUCGAUUGGGGUAUUUCCCUUGUCAUCCACCAGUUUCAUCAUUAAUGACAGCUUUAUACAUUAGAAGUGCCUUGCUAUUGGGAGAAGGCUUCAUUUUAUCUGUAGUUGGAAGAUUCUUUUUCCUUCAUACUCCUCCUCCUCAUUUCAUGAGAGCCGAAUCUAAUCAUCCCAUUAAUCAGAGUGCAUAAAAUAUAUGUAAUUUUAACAUUCUCUAAAAACUGGUUCGUUUGUGUUAGCAAGGCGUGAGGAAUAACUUUGCUUAGGUAUAAUUGUGUUGCCAAUAUUACAUGAUCUUGGAAUUUGCCUAUAAUUUUAUUUUUCUCCUUUUAAAUAUAUUUUUUUUUUCUUAACUUAUAAGAUUCAAAUCCUGUUACAUUUCAAACUUCCAACUUCGUUGGUUUAAAAAAAAGUGAAAUGAAUGUCCAUUAACAUAAUGCUAAUUUAAAUCCAUACUGUCCAAUGUCCAGAUAUUGAAAUACUUAACUAAAAAUGUUUCCUUAUAAAUAACUGCAGAACUGGUUAAGAUAAGCUUGCAAGAAUAUUGCAAAAAUGAUCAAUAUUAUUUUUUUUCCUUAAGUACAUAUCACUUAAAAAUCUACUUUUAGCUUGAAACAGUUUUAAAGAUUUUUUUUUCAAAAACCGUUACGACUUUUAACUUGCAUUUUUGAUUUUCCCCCACUUUUUUUUUCAUUUUUUAAGACUCUAAUAAAGUCUUAAAUGUUACCUGUCACCUAAAAUAUUACCAAAAUGUUCAUGUGCAGCACUCAAUAACAAUGUGUCUUCCAUGUAUAGAAAGAAAAACUGGUUUUAAUUUUUCUAAUUUUAGAAAACUGGAAAAGGUUAUGUGUUCUUCACAAUGUUGUUCAUAAGCUGUGCAAGGUAGAUUUUUUUUUUUUUUUAAUUUGGCUUUUUAUAUAAUGAUAUCUAGAAUUCAAUAUAUGGAAAUGGCAUUCCUGUGCUUGAUUGUUAGCUGCGUUGUGAAAUUAUAAUUUGUUCAAUUUGUUGUUAACUAUGAUGUGAGUACAAAUUUUAAAUAUAAUUGAUCAAUGUUAAUUGCAUGCAUCUAAAGCAAAGCUAUUAAUGCAGCUUCAGCUACCUGCUACAGCUAUAUUAUGGUAAUUGUAAUUUUCUGUGUAUUUUCUAUUGCUAUUUAAUCACGAACCCCCCUGCAUGAACUAUACCUAUAUUGAAAUGUGAUAAAUAAUCUGAAGAAAUAUGUUAAUAUAAAAUUGAAGUGGCAUAAGUUACUCAAUUUAAGAACAAAGUUUAUUUUCUAUUUUGUUUCUUUAAAUGAGGUAGUUAUGUUUUACACAUCACUUGGCAUAUUUGUCUCAUUUAAAUAUUCAUGCUAAAACUUUUAUUUUAAAAGUUAUUUAAUGUACAAAUCAAUGCAACAACAUUAAUGUUGGUUUUUUACUUUUUUAUGCUUUACAAGUUUAUCAUGACUGUUUUAUUUAUUUUAAAUUCUUCACUCCUUGCCAAAUAUCAGAUUGAGGUUUUGUAUGUCCCAUUCUUGUGCAAUAUACUGAUUCAUGUUAAAUUAUAUUCAUAUUUAAAAAGCGAGCCAAAAAGAAAAUUGUUAUUUAUUGUCAUUUUGUUAUGAUUAAGUUAGACUUUUAUUUGAUAUCUGAAUGCAUAUUUUGAAUUAUCUUGGAAAGUACAUAGAUGUACCUACAGAUAUGGUACAUAAAAUAUUUCAUUCAGUUAGGCAAAAUUAUAACUUCUCUGAAAGAUAAAGCAUUAAAAUUUCAAAAUUAAUUUGUAUCAUAUUAAUAUAUCCUUUUAGUUAUUCAUUUUUAUGUUGCAUUCUGAGAAUUAAAAUUUCUUUAUUUGGAUUAUAGUACAAUACUUGUACAAGCUCAAAAAAUUUUUAAUAUAUGUAAAAUUUUCAAGUCACUAAAAUAUGCAAAAAAGAAGCCAAACUGUGUUCAUUUAUCUUUUUAUUCCUCUGCAACUAAUCAUCAUGUACACUCCUUGUAUAUACAUAAAAAUUAUAGGUUAAAAAUAGACUGAUUAUUGUGCUGAAUAGUGGACUAAAAUCUGCUGCUGAAUAAAAUUUUAGCAAUACAAAAUGCUGUGAAAUACUCGCUUUUAAUAUAGGGCCGCAGCUUUGGUUAUUUUAUACUAGUGCAUUUUUUUUAAUAUAAAAAGUAUGUCUCUGCACAAUAUGUAAUGCAAGCCAACUGGUAAUUAUCUUAUAGACUAGGUAAUUAUCAAAAUAUUUGGAUAUAUACACUGAUAUGUACAGUCACAGUAUAAUUAGUUAAUUAGGGGAAAGCUUGGUAGAAUUCUAUAGAAAAAAUAAUGAGCUGUGCAUGUAAAAUGUUUGGACGAACGUUUCCCCGUAUGCAUAUCAUGUUGUGAAGGAAUUUGUAAUUUUAAGUGUUUAUAUGCUUGCAAAAAGUGUUGUAUAUAAACUAAAGAAGUCUCCAUAACUUUAUUGCUAAGACUGGAAGGAAUUUUUGUUUUUCUUUAAUAAAAUAUUGCUUGUAUUAGAUUGAUUUUAAAUUUAUAUUGCACAAUAAUUUGUAAAAAUUGAGGCUUUCGGCUAUUUCGACAAAUUGAUAAUCCUGCUUGAUAUCAUGGAGAUUGAUAUUUGAGGAAUACUGACUAUUCUGAAUUAUCAGGCUUCUUUUUUCCCCCUUUAAAUUACAAAAAGCUUUGUUAAAUUUUAUUUAUGAAAAGUGAUUUCUUUUAAAUAAAUAAUUAUUUUCCCAAG
This is a messenger RNA of Uloborus diversus, 3503 nucleotides long. RefSeq names its product organic solute transporter subunit alpha-like. Gene Ontology annotation, molecular function: transporter activity. The transcript has 7 exons. The record is from RefSeq and is a predicted model, not a curated record. Lineage: Eukaryota; Metazoa; Arthropoda; Arachnida; Araneae; Uloboridae. The coding region runs from base 28 to 972 and encodes 314 amino acids. Gene Ontology annotation, biological process: transport.